Heteronotia binoei (common prickly gecko) is the source of this 1024-nucleotide messenger RNA. It is a transcript of the gene CBY2, whose product is annotated as chibby family member 2. The transcript has a single exon. The record is from RefSeq and is a predicted model, not a curated record. NCBI's taxonomy places the organism in Eukaryota, Metazoa, Chordata, Lepidosauria, Squamata, Gekkonidae. The coding region runs from base 19 to 993 and encodes 324 amino acids.
AGUUGCUUGAAGGUGAAGAUGGAUUACAUCCCACCACGGGUCAAGUUGAGUGAAGACACCUUUGUCUUUCUCGAUGGCAAGUGGGUAAAUGAAACCUACAUUCAAUCAGCGUUCUCUUCCUCUCCGGAAAAUCUCCAGAAGCACACUAGCAAGAAGAUCUGUAAUGACUGGACUCUCUGGGAAGAGAACAAGGCCCUUUGGGAAGAAAACAAGGCCCUGCGGAUGGAGAACCGGGCUCUCCGGGAAGAAAACAAGGCUCUGCAAUGCUUGCGGAUGGAGAACAAGGGGAUUCAGGUGAUCUACGACGAGAGUCUCCAGCAAGUGCUGCAGCAAGAUAAGGCUCUGGAAGGCCUUCCAAACUUAGGGCUCCCGAACAGCAUAGAAAACAAAGCCCUUCAAGUUCUCCGAGAAGAAAACAAAGCCCUCCAGGUCUUUCGGGAAAACAAUGUUGCUUUGAAGAUCUUCCCAGACAAGGUCUUCCCUGAGAAGAAAUCUAUUCCAGUUCCAGUUCUCCAGAAGGAAAAACUCACCGUCCAGUUAUUAGGGAAGGAAGACCCGGCAGUCCCCGAAACUAGCAAGGUUGUGACUGUCCAAGAAAACAGUGCCAAAGUUACCCUGCCCCAGGCAAUCAAACCUGUCUCAGAAAUUCCGGAGGACAGCAGGACUUUGCCAGUCCUGGAAAGAAGCAAAACUCCUGUGUCCCUGCUCGAGGAGAAUGAGGCCUUCCUGGCUGUCCAGAAGCUGAACCAAAUUGUGCUCUCCCUUCUCAGAGAGAACCAGGCACUUCUGGAAGAGAAGCGGUCCUUCCACACUCUCCAAGGAGGGAACAAAAUACUCUGGGAGGAGAACAACAAGCUGAAGCUGCAGCACAGUGCCCUCAAGGGAGCCAUCAACAAGAUUGUGGCUCAGAUCGACGCCUUGCAGCAGGAGCUGAACACUCUUGUCUUCCUGCCGGAGGCAGAGACUGAAACAAAGAGGGUGGAGAGUUGCUGAAAAGGGAAGGGCCUCAGGAAGAGAGAGGAGC